AUGCAGUACCAGCCCGCGGCCAGGCCCGUACCCCCCGCGCACCCUACUCCGUUUUACAUUGAAGACAUUCUGGGCAGAAGUGAUGGCACUGCAAGCGCGUGCUCUCCGCUCGUCCCCGCGCCUGCACCCGUCCCCGCACCCGCACCGGCUUUACCCUCACCGAACUCAUCAUUCACCAGCUGGGUGCCGCCUUACCGGAGCGCUGUGUACGAGCCAACUCCGAUCCACCCGCAUCAGAGUCCUCACCCGCAUCCACACCACCACCAUCAUGCCGCGCUCGCCGCAGCCGCCGCAGCCGCAUAUGGAAACCCUCUGUACCCGUUACACCGCGCGCUGCUCGGAGAUUACUCACACGCGCUCAUCAGACACGACCCGCUCGGUAAGCCCUUAUUGUGGACUCCGUUCAUUCAGCGCCCUCUGCACAAGAGGAAAGGAGGACAGGUGCGCUUCUCCAACGAUCAGACCGUAGAGCUGGAGAAAAAGUUCGAGACACAGAAAUAUCUCUCACCACCGGAGAGGAAACGACUGGCCAAAAUGCUCCAGCUGAGUGAGAGACAGGUAAAAACGUGGUUUCAGAACCGCAGAGCUAAAUGGAGGCGACUGAAACAGGAGAACCCGCAGGGCUCUAAGCGCGAGCUGGAGAGCGAGCACGCGGACAGAAGCUGCGCGCUCGCGGAACCCCGAGCAUCGGACCCGCACCCCGCGCGCUCCUCUUCCUCCUCCUGCUCCUCACCGUCCUCACGCGCGCUGAUCGAGUCGGAGGUCUCAGACGAUUCAGACGGAGAGCUGGACAUUGAGGAUGACGAGGACAUGUCACUCAGUCCUCCGCUAUGAGGACGACACUGUAAACACGGGACAAGUGGACAUUUAUUUAUCUCCGGAUUCAGCAGCGUCUGGACUCCACUGUAAAUAGUAAUAAUGAAACCUUUUCGUGUCAUAACUUUUGUCGGAUCAGACUCUCCGGUGUUGCUCACGCGACACACACACACACACACACACACACACACACACACACACACACACACACACACACUGUAUUUUUAGCAUUAUACUAUUAACUCUCUUUUUGAGCUUCAGUGAACCCCAAAGAUCAACUUCAUGUUUUAAUUUCCAACAAUUAAAGCGCAGCUUGCUGUUGGAGCCCCUGAAAAAGUGUGUUAAAACAAAUGGACAGUUUAAUUCUGAUAACUGAUGUGUGUUAAGUGUUCUGCAUUAAGUCCUAAGAGACUGAUUGUAAAUAUUUUGUGUAUAAAACGCUUAUUAAAUGGUAUCUUAUUA
This is a messenger RNA of Ictalurus furcatus (blue catfish), 1278 nucleotides long. It is a transcript of the gene hhex, whose product is annotated as hematopoietically expressed homeobox. Bases 1 to 834 code for a protein of 277 amino acids. The record is from RefSeq and is a predicted model, not a curated record. Lineage: Eukaryota; Metazoa; Chordata; Actinopteri; Siluriformes; Ictaluridae. The transcript has 4 exons. Gene Ontology annotation, molecular function: RNA polymerase II cis-regulatory region sequence-specific DNA binding; DNA-binding transcription factor activity, RNA polymerase II-specific. Gene Ontology annotation, biological process: cell differentiation; regulation of transcription by RNA polymerase II.